UAAUAAUAAUAAUAAUGGGUAUAAAAGCAAUUGCGUCAAAACUAAGCAGCGGAGAGAAGAAAGAAGAAAGCUGAGAAAAAGCAAUGGCGAGUGGAGGUGGUGGAAAGGUCUCCUUCAAAGUGACUCUCACCUCCGAUCCAAAGCUUCCCUUCAAAGUGUUUAGCGUUCCAGAGGCAGCACCUUUCACCGCCGUUCUCAAAUUCGCUGCCGAAGAGUUCAAAGUGCCUCCUCAGACCAGCGCUAUCAUCACCAACGAUGGUGUUGGAAUCAAUCCUCAACAAAGUGCAGGCAAUGUCUUCCUCAAACAUGGUUCUGAACUUCGCCUCAUACCUCGUGAUAGGGUUGGAGCUUCCAUGAUAUGAAAGCUGCAUUGUUAUCAGUGCGAAAAGACUGGCCAAUCUUUAGUUAAACUGGGUACUUUCCUGAGUUUUUGUAUUUCCUUUACAAGUUAGAAAGAGUUCUAUACUCUCUGCGCCUCAUACUAGCGUAAUAACUGACAUAAACCUUUAUUUAUAAAGAUGUAAGAUGUCUAUGAUAAAUAAUUGUGGAAGGAUUUAAAGGAUAA
Molecule: messenger RNA, 565 nt
Organism: Quercus robur (English oak)
Lineage: Eukaryota; Viridiplantae; Streptophyta; Magnoliopsida; Fagales; Fagaceae
Product: ubiquitin-fold modifier 1
Exons: 4
Coding region: 84-362 (92 amino acids)
Biological process (GO): protein K69-linked ufmylation
Cellular component (GO): cytoplasm; nucleus
Source: RefSeq, a predicted model, not a curated record